AUGACUUCGGCUUCUUUCAACCAGGCUCUUCUCCAGCCCGCAGUCCUUCAGAUCUUGCGAGCAGCAGGCUUCAAUGCUGCCCGACCUGCGGUCCUCGAUACACUGACAGAUCUCGCGGCACGGUAUCUUCGUCUGCUCGCUGAGUCGACUGCUCAAAAUGCGACAAACAUCCACAACGACACCGUCGCGACAGUCCAGGAUGUACGCUUGGCGUUGACAGAGAAUGGCGCUCUUUUCCCUCAGAUGACACCCGACGAAGAGGAUCGCAGACCAGAUGUCGAAGUCGCAGGGGAGAUGGUACCGUUCGAGGACUUGCGAGGUGUGCAGGCAUUCAUCGAGUGGGCUCAGGGCAGCGUGAACAAGGAGAUUCGACGGAUCGCGGGAGUGUUGGAUGACAAGGCGACUGAUAUUGAUUUGGUAGCUGCGGGUGUCAUGGACGGGAAGAUGGAUUAUUUGACGACACUCAAGAAACCUGGCAAAGGAGACGACGACUUCCGAUUCCAAGGCACCUUCCUCGGCAAAGAGACAGAGCCACAGCCUAUUAUCAUUGCUGGAGGAGAUGCCACACUCUCAGACUUCAUGGAUCGAUACAAAGCCAAAGUCACAACAGCGGCCAUCGACGAUGACGAAGAUGGCAGUCCCGGCGACUCCUCUAUCCUCAGUUCUGCACCGGUCACGCCUGGUGCAGACAAUAUUGCUACCGGCACUGUGACCGUAUCUCUUUCUCUCACACCAGAAGCACCCGAGGUACCCAUCGAGACAUCCGCAGGGCCCUAG
This is a messenger RNA of Cyphellophora attinorum, 777 nucleotides long. RefSeq lists its product as uncharacterized. Lineage: Eukaryota; Fungi; Ascomycota; Eurotiomycetes; Chaetothyriales; Cyphellophoraceae. Gene Ontology annotation, cellular component: transcription factor TFIID complex. Gene Ontology annotation, molecular function: protein heterodimerization activity. The coding region runs from base 1 to 777 and encodes 258 amino acids. The transcript is spliced from 2 exons. The record is from RefSeq and is a predicted model, not a curated record.